CUGGCUGAGAGACGAGGUGGAAAGACAAGAAAGAGAAAAUGAUCUGGAGGUGGAGGGAUGCUAGAAAAGACAAACACGUAGCUUCUAUUUAUAGCUGCGAGGUUGCUGUCUGUGUGCAGGAGGCCGUAACUGUACAGCUGUGAGGGGACGUGAGGGAGGAACCCAGUGCUUGUCCGCUGCCUGUGCUGCUGCAGGAGGAGACGCGAGGGGUCUGAGACGGCGCUUCUGGUGCGAGGCUCAGCCACACAUCCCUGGAGGAGCAGCAGGUCGGGUCUCCAUCCAUCUCCAUCCAUCCAUCUGCUGCUCCAUUUACAGAUCAGAGCCAGAAGAACUCGGCUUAGAACCUCCUGGAGGGUUCUGUGUAGCGUGUGAGCUGACGGCGCCGUUUAGGGGAAGCAUCUGUACAGACGGGUGGAGGUCCACAUCAGCAGGGAGCUCCAAGCAUCUGUACAGACGGGUGGAGGUCCACAUCAGCAGGGAGCUCCACCUCUGCUCCUCUGUCUCAUCCUGAGCUCUGAGUCACUUCAGGAUUAGCUCCAAGUCGGAGCUGCUGGUCCUCAGGAGGCGUGUGUGGGCGGAGGACGGGUGGUGCUGGCUAAUCCUGUGCUUGGCAGCUGGAGACUCCCCUGAAGCUUAAACAUGUCCUCACGGCACAUCAUUCACCAGAGGAUGGAACCCCCACGCGUCCACACAGACUCACACCAGCAGAAGCCUCACUGCACUCACGACCCGGCCCGACCCGGCCCGACCCGACCCAACUCGGCCCGGCCCGGUCGAUGCCGCUCGGCUCCCUGCAGCUGUGAAAAGGCCUCAGACGCCUGACGCGUUCAGUCCCGCGUCUGAAACCACAACAAGCGGCUCCAGAGACUCGGUUCACGGCCUUCGUGUAAUGAAACCUCGGCAGCAUCUGGUGUGAAAGAGGCAAAUCCUGUGUUCAGUGAUUGCUUCUCCAGCGUUUCUUCAGGAAUUAAUGGCACAGCAGCACGUUUCACUGCUGCCUCUGAACUCGGCCGUGCUGCAUGUGAAAUUAAUCAGCGAGGUUGCAGCUCGUGCUGUAAUAGAAGCCUUUCAGAGCCACAUCUGCUGCAGGGAUCAGAGGCCACCGUUUAAUAGCACCACAAGUAAUUGGAUAAGCGUCCGUAGCAAAGCAAAUCAUUCGCAGUCAGACUGUGGAUCGGAUCAGCGCCGCCUGUUCCUCCACUUCCUCCUGGUCCGACCUGGAAGCAGAGAAUCAGCGGCGGAGGCGUGAACCAGGGCGGAGCUGCAGCUCAGGGGCGUUGGUGGAGACCAGACUGUGGCUUUAACUGGAAGCUGAGGCUCCACAGCCUCCGCGAACGCACCUGAAGCCUCGCUCUUCACUGGAACCUUCUGCCUCAGUGUCGCAGUGAGGGAACGUCAGCGUGACUUUGCAGACCACGCAGAGUCCCUGCAUGAACCCUUUGACUGGACGCUUUGUUCCUGCUGGAAUAAGCUGCUCAGGCGCGGCUCCGUCGACAGACGGAGACGAGAGAAGAGAAGAGAAGCUGACGAAGCUGACUGGUGAGAACGAGACCACAUCAAAAUGGUGAAGAUUGGGAUCAACGGAUUCGGGCGCAUCGGUCGCCUGGUGACGCGCGCCGCUGCCAUCGGGGGCGAAGUGGAGGUGGUGGCCAUCAACGACCCCUUCAUCGACCUGGACCACAUGGUCUACAUGUUCAAACACGACUCCACUCACGGGACGUGGGCGCACGGGGACGUGAGCGCGGGCGCUGGCAAGCUGCUGAUCGGCAGCAUGAGCAUCGCGGUGUCCCACGAGAGGGACCCCGCCCGCAUCCAGUGGAGCGCCGCCGGCGUGGACUACGUGGUGGAGUCCACGGGCGUCUUCACCACCAUCGAGAAGGCGUCCGCUCAUCUGAAGGGUGGCGCUAAGAGGGUGGUGAUCUCUGCUCCCAGCGCCGACGCCCCCAUGUUCGUCAUGGGCGUCAACCACGAGAAGUACGACCGCUCCAUGAAGGUGGUCAGCAACGCCUCCUGCACGACCAACUGCCUGGCUCCUCUGGCCAAGGUGGUCAACGACAGCUUCGGCAUCGUGGAGGGUCUCAUGAGCACGGUGCACUCGGUCACCGCCACGCAGAAGACCGUCGACGGCCCCUCGGGCAAAAUGUGGAGGGACGGGCGCGGCGCCGCUCAGAACAUCAUCCCCGCCUCCACCGGCGCCGCCAAGGCUGUGGGGAAGGUGGUCCCUGAGCUCAACGGCAAACUGACCGGCAUGGCGUUUCGCGUCCCCACUCCCAACGUGUCCGUGGUCGACCUGACGGUCCGUCUGGCGACGCCUGCAAAAUAUGACGACAUCAAGAAGGUUGUGAAGGCGGCUGCUGAGGGCCCCAUGAAGGGGAUCCUGGGCUACACGGAGGACCAGGUUGUUUCCACGGACUUCAACGGCGACACUCACUCGUCCAUCUUUGAUGCUGGCGCCGGCAUCGCGCUCAACGACCACUUUGUGAAGCUGGUUUCAUGGUACGACAACGAGUUCGGCUACAGUAACCGUGUGUGUGACCUGGUGCAACACAUGUUCUCCAAGGAGUAAAGCCUCUGUCCGGACCGGUUUGUUCUCCAUCUGCAACCGGAUGUCGCUGCUGUGUCUUAUGACGUCACACGUGAGGCUGCAGAGAAGCCUCAUUACCUGGACACUGCACUGAACGUCCCUCUCACGAUGACAAUAAAGUCCUCAACUUGUCCAAA
Molecule: messenger RNA, 2721 nt
Organism: Betta splendens (Siamese fighting fish)
Lineage: Eukaryota; Metazoa; Chordata; Actinopteri; Anabantiformes; Osphronemidae
Product: glyceraldehyde-3-phosphate dehydrogenase-like
Exons: 12
Coding region: 1562-2566 (334 amino acids)
Biological process (GO): glucose metabolic process
Molecular function (GO): oxidoreductase activity, acting on the aldehyde or oxo group of donors, NAD or NADP as acceptor; NAD binding; NADP binding
Source: RefSeq, a predicted model, not a curated record